Molecule: messenger RNA, 153 nt
Organism: Letharia columbiana
Lineage: Eukaryota; Fungi; Ascomycota; Lecanoromycetes; Lecanorales; Parmeliaceae
Exons: 2
Coding region: 1-153 (50 amino acids)
Source: RefSeq, a predicted model, not a curated record
AUGCGACUGAAUCAGGAUUCAGAGGCCCUAAAGCUACUGGAACGUCUACAAUUAUACGAGGAACAACAAAACGACGGCGAUGAUGUACUAAUCACACGUCUAAAUCGAUAUGAAAGAGAGAUCAGGGCUCGUAAGGCUUCUGCGCAAAAGUAG